Messenger RNA from Pseudo-nitzschia multistriata, 5630 nucleotides. Lineage: Eukaryota; Bacillariophyta; Bacillariophyceae; Bacillariales; Bacillariaceae. The record is from the annotation of a GenBank genome assembly.
CUAGACCAGGCCAGGCCAGGAACGGGUUCGAUGGGGUACAACUCAUGGAUUCGUUCCUCCGCCAAGAGGAUCGCCUGGGGAGGGAGAAAGACCGGAGGCAACACUCCCGGAGGCGAUUCGGAGAACGACGCGAGCGAGGCGAUGGGAYKGRCGAGCCUCAACAGCGCKAGGACSGUCCGGUCCGGAAACAACCGGCAGUCCGGCAGCAUCAGCCACAGCAUCAGCAACCACUCUAGCAGCAAGAGCAGCGGCAAGAGCAGCAGCAGCAGCAGCAACAACAACAAGAAACACAAGAGCAAUGGCUGCGCGAAACCAAGCAAGACCCACAGACAAGCCGGGCGGAACCAAAGCAGCAGCAUCGGCAACGCCCAAAGCACAAGCACCAGCACCGGAAACACCCACUGCAACAGCCAGAGCGACGCCAGCACCAGCAGCGGCAGCCGCAACAAGAAGCGGAGCAAGAUACAGACCACGGGGACGUCUUCCAGGAGCAAUUCCUCCAAGAGCUGGAUCUCGGACCUGGAGUUCUCGGGAGAGAUGAACCAGAGCCACUGCAGCCAGAGCCAGGCCAACGACAGCAUGCACGUGAUCGGCGAGUCGUCGCAGGAGGGGGAGGAAGAGGCCGCGAGCAGGGGCAGCGGCCACCACGAUUCCGCUUCUGCCAAGAAAAGCAAGGGCCGCAAGCGGAACCGGAACUUUCCCAGCCUCCGGCAGGCCGCCAAGUCGCACUCUCCCUCGCAGUUGCAGUCCCAGUCGCAAUCCCAGUCGCAGUCGCAGUCCCAGUCGCAAUCCCAGUCGCAGUCGCAGUCCCAGAUCCUCCUGCAGCUGCAGCACCAGGCCGUGCAGCAGCUCCCGCCCCACCAGCGCUCCUUUCUCUCGCUGCAGGACCCCGGAUCGAUCUCCAGCGGGGGGACCGAAUCGCCCUACGUCUCGGCCGAGUUCACCCUGGCCAGCGGGAGCGCGGGCAACGGAAUCGCACACGGAAUCGGAACGAGCAGGCCCAGGGCGGCGAGGCGGACGAGCUUUCGGAGCACCGGGAGCUCCCGGGCCACCGGGGACCACUCCGGCGAUCUCGAGGGCAGAAGCAAGAACCGGACCCGGGCGUCCAACGACGACGACGACGAGGAGGAGGAGGAGGAGGAGGAGGCGUCCUCCUUCACGGGGACCACCCCCUCGGUCAUGAUGGACAAGCAGCGGGCCGUCAACGUGGGAAGGUCCGGAACCAAGUUCGUCUACGCCGUCCUCUUCUGCACCGGCCUGUUGCUCUCGGUGGCCACCUUUCUCUUUGUCCGCCACUCGGAACACCAGGAGUUCGAGUCCGAGUUCCACAGCUACGCCAGGGAGACCGCCGCCCUGGCCGAAACCAACGCCGCCCACACCUUCUCCCAGUUCCAGACGCUGGCCACCACCCUCACCUCGGCGGGGCUCUUCGAGCGGGACUACUCCCACCGGUUGGACUACACCGACGCCAGCGACAGCCAUAGCAACAGCAGCAGCARCARCAGCARCARMMRCRAACGCGAAMKCGAAAKCRRRMGYCGGMGWMSGASMASSAMCMRCRAMMACSAAWACGAAAACGACGACGAUGCCAUCUACCGAACGGGGGCCUGGCCGAACGUUACCAUCCCGCACUUCGACCAGCGCAUCGAGGUCAUGAGCCAGCGAGCCGGCGCCACCAUGAUCAUGUACGUGCCCCUGGUGGAGGACACCGACAAGGACGGCUUCGAGGCCUACGCAAACGCCCGGGCCCCGUGGAGAACCCGGGAAAGGUCCGAUGCCACGAACCAACACCAGGGAACCGGAACCGGAACGGGCUACGUCGAGAUCUUUCCCUGCCCCCACGGGCACUCGGAAGAAGACCGCGACGGCUUUGUCGACGUCGAUUCCUUCAUGGAGGAAAUCCUCUCCGAAACGGGCGGCUUUGCCAGCCCCGAUGGCCUGGUAGCCCCCAUCUACCAGUACGGGGGGCCGAACCCCAAGGGGGGCCCCGGGAGCACCAUCGAUCCCAACAGCGAAUCGAUCGCCCUCAUGGACCUAUGGCACCACCCGAUCUUCAAGAAGGAGGUCGUGGCCUCGAUCGAAUACGGCGUCCCGGUCAUCUCCGAAUACCUGGACGUUGGCUUUCUGCUGGAAUCUCUCUCGCCACCGGAACCGACCGCGGCGGUGGGAGACCCGCUGAAGCACGCGACGACCCUCCGGGCUCCCCACGACCCGAGCGCAAAAAGCGGCGCCACCGGGGAAACGACCCUGUCGAGCGUGAUGAGCAUCACGCUGGAUCCGGUCAAGGAAUCCUUCGAGCAAGGUGCCAGAACGAUCGGCUUUGUGGUGGGAAUCGUCCCCUGGUCCACCUUUUUCCGGAACGUCCUCGAGGUCGACACGGAAGAAAGCGGCAUCGGCAGCGGCAACACCACCGCCGCCGCCGUAGACGACGAUCCCUAUACCUCGCAACAAAAACAAAACAAGGCGGUCCGCGGAAUCGUCGUCAAGGUCGUCUCGGACUGCGGAUCGGUGUUCACCCUCGUCCUCAGCUCCGAAAACCACGUGGAGGAAAACCCGGUCCGCUUCGGCGACUGGAAGGAACGCUACGGGGAGUACGAGGACCUCAACCACACCUCCCGGUUUUUCUGGAAGGAGCACCCCAAGGGAAAGUCCCGGCACUGCCACUUCGACCUGCAGAUCUAUCCCAGCGAGGAGUUCCGGAACUCCUACCGGACCAAGCAGCCCUGGCUCUACGCCCUGGCGGUGGUGGCCAUCUUUGUCUUCACGGCCGGCAUCUUUGCGGGCUACGACGCCUUUGUCUUCCAGGGACAGCGGCACAUCGUCACGGAGGCCACGGGCAUGAUCGUGGAGAACGCGAGGCGGGCCGCCCGGAACGAGCGAGGUGCGUGUCUUCGUUGUGUUGUGUCGUGUUGUGUCGUGUCGUGUUGUGUUGUGUCGUGCAGUGUAGUUUGGGAAAGCGAGGAAUAGGAAACAAAAAGGGAACUCGCAUCGCACCGGUUGUUCUGUCGUGGUCCUAACCCUUUUUCGUCGCCGUCGUCUGUCCUCUUUUUUUUUGUUUUGACCCUGCCCGACACGCACGGCAGACCUCAACGAUUUCAUCGCCCACGAGGUUCGAAACCCCCUCGCGGCCGCGCUGUCCGCGUGUGCCUUUGUCAUGAGCGCCCUCACGGAAGACCAGAUGCUGCACGGAGGGGAAUCCGGCAAGAAUCGAGACGGCGACAGCGAGGGCGAAACCGAGGCCUCCGACAUCGAGAACCAGGCGCUGAUUCCAGCGGACGAACGACGCGGCGAGUCCCGCGACACCAACGACGCCGGUGCCUGUGCCACCGACGAAUCGAUCGGCAAGAACCGGGCCGGAGGAGACCUCGAAACGGCCCACCAGGCGCUGAUUUCCUCGGACGAAAAACGGGACGAGGUCAUCGACGACGUCAAGAUCAUCAACGAAUCCCUGCACUUCAUCAACGAUCUGCUGCGAAACAUGCUGGACAUGCAGCGGGCGGGGUCCAACCAGAUCCCCAUCGAGAUCAAGCCGACCGACAUCAUGAACGACAUUUUCAAACCCGUCGAAGCGAUGAUGCACCUGCGAGAGGUCCCCUUCGAGGUCGUUCUGGAAUGCGGGAGCGGAAACUCCGAGAACAAGAUCGACGAGGACGACCAGCUGGUCAUCAUGACCGAUCCCCUCCGCCUGAAACAGGUCGUUGUGAACCUCACCAGCAACGCCAGCCGAUUCGUYGAAAAGGGUUUCAUCCGCUGCAGUGCCAAGGUCAACGCCACGACCGGUUUCGUUGAAUUGUACGUGGACGAUUCCGGCCCGGGCAUUCCGGAAGAAAAGCGGAAGCGCGUCUUUGGAAAGUUCCAGCAGAGCCUCGACUCGCUCCAGCAGGGGACGGGGAUCGGUCUGAGCCUCUGCAAGAAGCUGAUCGAUCUGAUGGGCGGAAACCUUUACAUCGACGACGACUACCACAGCGGAAUCGAAGGGUGCCCGGGCACCCGCUUCGUGAUACAGCUCGGGAAACCGCCCCUCCAGCUGGAAAACGCGAUCCUGGACGAGCAGCUGCCCCCCCGCGACAGGGCCAAGCUGCGCCGCCGGCUCCUGAACUGCGAUCGACCGUCCGCAGAAGACGGAGUCGGUCCGCAACCGCAGGCCCCGCCACACUCGGUCGACUUUGCCGCGGAACAGCCCAAAGCCAAGACGUCCGUUUCGUCGCACUCGACGGUGUCCACGCUCGCCACCAGCGAAAACACCGGGAACGAAUCGGCCCCCCGUCCCUCCGCGGGAGCCAUCGGAGCGAGAAAAGAGCCCGCCACGCCGCCACCGGUGCCCUCCUCGUCUCCGGUGGCGGUGUCCCCGGAUCCCGGGGGAGCCCCCGCCGAAAAAGCGGGGGUGCCGGCCAGCGAAAGACGAGACGGGCAGGGCCUUCUCACCGAGCUGCCGCUGAAUCUCUCCGUCUUGUUUGUGGACGACGAUACGAUACUCCGCAAGCUUUUCUCCCGGACACUAAAGAAGAUCAACCCCACCUGGUCCCUCCGGGAAGCCUCCAGCGGGGAGAUCGCCAUCGAACUCAUCACGUCGCAAGAAGCCGGGAGCGGAGAAACCCAGACGCCGAGCGGCUUUGACCUUAUCUUUAUGGACCAGUACAUGGCAAGCACSCAGAAGCAGCUGCUGGGGACCGAAACCGUCCGAGCCAUACGGGCAAGGGGAUUCCACGAGCCGAUCAUAUGCGGGUUGUCGGCCAACGACGUCGAAGACGCCUUUUUCAACGCCGGCUGCGACGCCUUUAUGUUCAAGCCGUUUCCCUGCAAAAAAGAGGAACUCACGAAAGAAUUGCUCAGGAUCAUCAACACCCGCCGCAGUUAAAGGGCGGGGUUGCAGUGGCAUUGCACGGCACGGCACGUGUCCGAUCAAACACAGCAGCAAGCACGCGGGCCGGGAGUCUUUUGCAAUUUUCCGGCAGUUCGGUCGCGAUUCGCGGCGAUGCCAUCGGAGCGGGUGUCCGCGUGUUUUCUGGCCCGAUCCGAACGAGUGCACCGGAGGGGGCGGAACAAAGGAACAAACCAACCGCAAGGCUUCGUUGCGCGUUUCCACGGGAGUUUUCCCCCGGCUUGCCGAAAUGAUACCACCAGAUCCAAAUCAUUUUACCGGUGCCGCCGGGUCUUUUUUUGGCUGCCCAGAGGCAGCAACACGAUGCCGCAUCGUCCAAUAUUUCAUUGCACGUUCACACGGCGGUUUUCUUGGUCGGCUGACAGGAUUUUGAAACUCGAUCCCAAUCGUUUUGACCGGUCUCGGAUGKUCUGUUUUCGGCUCCUCGAAGCCGACCACACAAGACCGUGCAAUGCCUUGCCAUGGCGGSUUUCCYCCAAGCUCUGCCCCCGAUGCAAAGCCAUCGGYGCGAGGGCAAAUUGAUACACMAUUGCACGAAACUCCAUGGGGUGGCUCCAACAACAGCCACAAAAAAGAUGCCGCRUUGUGCGUGUUUGUUCCAGCGUUUUCCUCGAUUGAAAACAGAGGAAAUAAUUUUUACAACUAAAAUCCGAAACAAUACUCUGGUAGAUCUACUUUUCUGGAAAUUACCGCUUCAAUGUGGAAGGCAUUUCGCAGAAGUAAAAAAAAAUAUACAGGUAAUUUCAAG